Messenger RNA from Cotesia glomerata, 9678 nucleotides. RefSeq names its product papilin (gene Ppn). Gene Ontology annotation, biological process: extracellular matrix organization. The transcript is spliced from 31 exons. The record is from RefSeq and is a predicted model, not a curated record. Gene Ontology annotation, cellular component: extracellular region; extracellular matrix. Gene Ontology annotation, molecular function: serine-type endopeptidase inhibitor activity; metalloendopeptidase activity. The coding region runs from base 316 to 9243 and encodes 2975 amino acids. NCBI's taxonomy places the organism in Eukaryota, Metazoa, Arthropoda, Insecta, Hymenoptera, Braconidae.
CAUCGGCAUUUCAGUAUACAUCAGGGGUUACAUCGUUCUCCACAUGUGCGGAGGAUAAACCUACCAUACCAUACCAUACCAUACCGUGGUUUGUUCAUUCAGUUGUUCAGUUUGACAUAAGUGCUUGAAGACACGCGAGACAGCUCAACUUGUUCACGACUUUUCAGACUUUUUUUUCCUCCGGGAAUUCCCUGCCAAAAAAAUAUUUAUCAGUGUGAUAUAAUUUUGUAUUUUUAAUUUUUUUUUGACAUUUUUUUUUAAUAUUAAUUUUAUGUAAUAAAAUUAUUUGUACUGUGUUUUUGGAAUCUAUUCAAUAUGCGCCAACGAUUUUGGUCGUUGGUGCUACUACUAUCAAUAACAGCGUGUCAAAUUGCAGACGUAGCAGGAAGAUUCCAUCAUAUAAAAUUUCGACAUGCAAGGCACAGGAGACAACAUGCAGAAGGCUAUUUGCCAAGCAGUUUCGUGGCUGAAAAUGACGAACCUGAAGAGGGACUUUGGGGACCUUGGUCAGCACCUAGCUCGUGCUCUAGAUCUUGUGGUGGCGGUGUAGCUCAUCAAACACGACGAUGCUUAGACACUGACAACAAUGGAUACGACAGAUGCACUGGAGCUAAAAAGAGAUUCUUCUCAUGUAAUAUUCAACCAUGUCCAGGUGAUUCUGGGGACUUUCGUGCCGAGCAAUGCGCCGAGUUCAACUCCGUACCAUACGAGGAUGUGUUUUAUGACUGGGUCCCAUACACCGGAGCGCCAAACAAAUGUGAGCUUAACUGCAUGCCAAAAGGCGAACGUUUCUUCUACAGACACAAGCUUGCAGUGGUUGACGGUACGCCGUGUGAAGUUGAAAAAAACGACGUUUGUGUUGAAGGGAAAUGCAUGCCAAUGGGAUGUGACAUGAUGCUGGGCAGCGAUGCUCGAGAAGACGCUUGCAGAGAAUGCGGCGGUGAUGGCUCUGAUUGCAACACCGUCAGCGGCUUCUUCGACACCGAUGACGUCCAAGUUGGAUAUAUUGAUAUUUUACUUAUACCCGAAGGCGCUACUAAUAUUGCUAUCAAGGAAAUUGCACCUUCCAAUAAUUAUCUAGCCAUCCGUAAUACAUCUGGACAUUAUUAUCUAAACGGCAAUUGGAAAAUAGACUUCCCCAGAAGUCUUAAAUUUGCCAAUACGAUAUUUCAUUACGCAAGAGACCCGCAAGGUUUCUCAGCGCCGGACACAAUCACAGCCUUGGGACCAACUAGUGAAGCGAUUUAUGUCGUCUUGCUCUAUCAAGAUCGAAACGUUGGGGUUGAAUAUAAAUACAGUAUUCCUAAAAAAUUCUCUCCGCAAGCUGAUCCUGACAGUUACACGUGGACUGCGGGUGAAUUUUCCGAAUGUAGUGCGACAUGUGGUGGAGGGUAUAAAUCAAGACGAGUUAAUUGUGUAAGACGGCGCAAUAAUGAGCCAGUUGACGAGAAUUUGUGCGACCCACAAUUAGAGCCCGAUGACACCCAGUCUUGCGGCGAUGAGGCAUGUCCACCCGAAUGGGUGGAAAGCAAAUGGACGCCUUGUAGUAAACAAUGCGGCGAAGGUGGUGAACGUACAAGAGAAAUCAAGUGUGAGCAGAUCAUCGUUGGUGGUAUACCGAGCAUCGUUGACGACUCGAUGUGCAUUGAGAAACUUGGACCGAAGAAAGAGACCACCCAGGAAUGCAAUCGCAAUGUUACAUGUCCUACGUUUCAUUUAGGACCUUGGAAACCAUGUGAUCAUUUGUGUGGAGAAGGAAAACAAACAAGAAAAGUAACUUGUUACAAAAAAAAUGACGAAGGUAAAAUAGAAGUAUUAGAUGAUUCAGCAUGUGAGGGCGAAGUCCCCGAAAAAGAAAAACCAUGUGAAUUAAGACCUUGCGCUGGGCUUGAUUGGGUCGUCUCUGAAUGGAGUGGAUGUGAAGAUAAAUGCGGACUCACUCAAGAAACAAGAACUGCUCAUUGUGCCACUCAAGACGGUACUAUUUAUCCUGAUGACAAGUGUGAGCCGGAUAAAAAACCAGAGUUAACACGCGACUGUGAGAACACCAAAGGUUGUGAAUAUCAAUGGUAUACAACACAGUGGAGUGAGUGCUCGGCUAAAUGCGGUAAAGGUGUACAAACUCGUAAAGUUUUUUGCGCAACAUUUGAAAACGAUGUUACAUUGAAAAAAGUUGAAGACGAAAAAUGCAAACCUGAAAAACGUUAUAAUGAUACGAAAGAAUGUACAUCAGAAAUUGUUGAAUGCAAAGGCGAAUGGUUUGCUGGUCCAUGGAGUAAAUGUUCUAAACCAUGUGGAGGUGGUGAUAUGACACGAAAAGUGAUAUGCUUGAAAGACGGUAUGAUUACUUCACCAGCUAAUUGCGAUGAAGACUCUAUAAUGUUUUCUUCUGAAGAAUGCAAUAAACAUCCUUGUGGUAAAGAUGAAGUAAUUCCCGUAGAGCCAGGAAAAGAUGACAUUCCGACCAAUGAAGAUGAUGAUGAUGACGAUGAAUGUGAAGUAUAUGAGGAUGAAGACUUUGUAACGCUAGCCUCGAGCUUAAAAACAGAUGAAGGCGAAACCGGAGAGACAGAACUAUCAAGUUCUAUAUCGCCUUUCGAGUCAACUGGUUUUAGUAUGUCAACAUUAGAAGAUACAAUGAUGAGCGAUGGGAUGUAUAGCCGUGGAGAUAUGACACCAACAGAUUUUGAAAGUGGUUACACCAGCGGUGACGGAAGUGGUGACGAUGAAUUCACGCUAUUUACUAAUGUUUACACAGACACCUCGUCAAAUAGGGACUUUUCAACAAUAGAGGGAAGUGGAGCAACCACAGACGAGGAUACCACAGAUAUGGAAACUGAUUUAACCACAGGAGUUUCAGUUAGUGAAGAAUUGGAAGAAACUUCGGGCUCUACCGAUAUUUCUGAUGUUACUGAAGCAUCGAUGUCAACUGACUCAACAAGUUCGAAUAUCGCUAGUAGUACAGAUAAAUCUGCGACCGAAUCUUCUGGCUCUACCGAUGGGUCAAGUACGGAAUCUUUGGGAUCAUCAGAAGCAUCUGAUGUUACAGAAGGAUCUACUGAGGCAUCUGGUGCCACGGAAGAAUCUUCAGAGUCUAGUUCUAGCAGUACAGAAUCCUCUGGUAGUACAGAAGCAUCUGCUUCGUCAAAGUCAACGAUAUUUGAAAGCACAUCUGAAUCCUCGUCAGAAGCAUCUACUGUAGAUGUAUCAGAUAUGUCUACAGAAUCAUCUGAUUUUACUACGACAGAGUCUGGUUCAUCCACAGUGGAUUCUUCAACUUCAUCAGACUCAAGCGCAAGUACUGAGUCAGAUAUGACGACAAUGUCAUCAGAAACAGAAUCAACUGAGUCAUCACAGUCGACUGAAUCUCAACCGACAGAAACAACUGAACCGACGGAAACAACUGAGCCAACGGAAACAACUUCUUCUGAAGAAACACCAACAACUUCUUCCGAAGAAACACCAACAACUUCUUCCGAAGAAACACCAACAACUUCUUCCGAAGAAACACCAACAACUUCUUCCGAAGAAACACCAACAACUUCUUCUGAAGAAACACAAACAACUUCUUCUACAGACGCAUCUGUAACUGAAACAACGGUAUCUUCAACUGAUACAUCUGACGUCAGUGAAACGUCACAGAGUUCUUCAGGAUCUGAGACUACGUCAGAAUUGCCAUUCACUAUUCUGCCUGUUGACGGAGAGAGCGAUUCUGAAGGCCUGCGUAAAGACCUUGAGUCAUCUUCAGAAUCUUCAAAAUCGACAGAUGAUACAACUGGUGUUUCCGAAAGCUCAUCUGAAGUUAGUACGACUGAAGUCUCUGGUUUUACUGACUUAUCUACGACGGAAUCAUCAACAAAGUCUUCUGAAAUGACAGAAUCUGGCAGCACUGAUCAGUCAACAUCAGGUUCUAGUGAUACUACUGAGUCUGGAAUGACAACUGAAUCUGGAGGUACUACUGAAUCAGGAGCUACAACCGAAUCAGGAGCAUCAACUGAAUCUAGCGGUUCUACAGAAUCAGGAGCUACAACUGAAUCUGGUGGAAUUACAGAAUCAGGAGCGUCAACUGAAUCUGGUGGUACUACAGAGUCAGGAGCUACAACUGAAUCAGGAGCUACAACUGAAUCAGGAGCUACUACUGAAUCAGAAUCAUCUACAGAAUUAACUGGCAGUACUGAAUCAGUUGGCUCUACUGAGACUGAAACAGAAGCGUCGACAGUUUCUGGUGAAACAACAGAAUCCGGAGCUACUACUGAGAGCAGUAUGACAGAAGAAAGCACUGUGUCCGGCACAACAUCAACUGAUGAAGAAGAAACUGACAUGACUGGAAAAUCAGACAUAUUGGACUUGUUUACAACGAUAAGUCCAGUAGACGCAGCGAUAUCCAAAGAGCACAAACUCAGAAAAUGUAAAGUUAAGAGGAAGAAGAAGAAGUCCUGCAGAACUUCUGAGUUCAACUGCUGCUAUGACGGAAUUACGCCGGCUCAAGGACCGUUUGGAAAAGGCUGCCCAACUCCACAAACUUGUGCUGAGACCACUUUCGGUUGUUGUCCGGACGGGGUGUCAGUUGCCGCUGGGCCAAAGAACGAAGACUGUCCAUCAAUGCAUUGCAAUGAAAGUCUAUUUGGAUGCUGUCAAGACGGUGUCACUCCCGCUGAAGGCAACGAUUUCGAAGGCUGCAAAAAGCCGUGCAAUCAGACCGAAUUUGGAUGCUGUCCGGAUAAUGAAACUCCAGCGGAUGGUAAAAAUAAUUUGGGAUGUUGCAAUUCUACUGAAUUUGGCUGUUGUCCUGAUAGGAUCAAACCUGCGACCGGACCGAAUGAAAAAGGCUGUGAAGAAACAACAGAAGAAACUAGAGAGUUUGAAAGUACAACACCCUUCGAAGGAGACUGUGCCAAUGCCGCGCACGGAUGUUGUCCUGAUGGAAAAACUUCAGCGACUGGAGCUAACUUUGAAGGCUGCGGAGUUAUCAAUACUGAAAAUUGUACUGCUUCUUACUUUGGAUGCUGCGCAGACGGUGUCACUCCAGCACUGGGUGAACGAGGUGAAGGAUGUCACUCGGCUUGCGAGUCGUCAACUCACGGCUGCUGUCCAGAUCGUCUUACUCCAGCUCACGGACCUGGUGGUGAAGGAUGUUGCUUAACGUCUCCUUACGGAUGCUGUCCUGACAACAUUCUUCCAGCCAGAGGACCAGACUUUUAUGGAUGUGGGUGUGAGUACUCUCGGUUCCGCUGCUGUCCUGACAAUGUCACCGCAGCCCGUGGACACAACAACGAAGGAUGUGGGUGCCAAUACACACCCCACGGAUGUUGUCCCAAUAAAUUCACUCCCGCAACUGGACCUAACUUUGAAGGAUGUCCAUGCUACACUUAUCAAUUCGGUUGCUGUCCGGAUGGGGUUACUAUCGCGAAAGGGCCUCGAGGCCAUGGAUGCGGCUGCGAAAGCACUGAGUUCGGCUGCUGCUCAGACGACCGGACUCCGGCCAAAGGACCGAACUUCGCAGGAUGCACUUGUGAUGCGUCCAAGUAUGGUUGCUGCUCAGAUGGAGUCGAAGAAGCACAAGGAGAAAACUUUGAAGGCUGUCGCACUGUGCCGGUUGUUCCUGGAGCUGCUUGUUCUCUUUCCAAAGAUCGUGGUUCCUGUCGCGACUUUAGUGUCAAAUGGUUCUUUGACACUGAGUAUGGUGGAUGUUCACGCUUCUGGUAUGGUGGCUGUGAGGGUAAUGACAAUCGUUUCAAAACGCAAGAGGAUUGUAAAAAUACUUGUGUAUCUCCUGCAGGACGAGAUGUUUGUUACUUACCCAAAAGUACUGGCCCAUGUGAAGGGUACUAUCCGAUGUGGUAUUACGACAGUGAAAGAAAACAAUGUGGACAAUUUAUUUAUGGCGGGUGUCUUGGUAAUAAUAAUAAAUUCAAAACUCACGAAGAAUGUGAACAACUUUGCGUAGUUCGAGAUGACAGUGAUCCAUGUGAGUUAGAUAAAGAAUCAGGACCAUGCGAAGGUAACUUUACACGGUGGUACUUCAACAAAGAUUCUCAAGCGUGCGAACAAUUCCGUUACGGUGGCUGCAAACCUAAUACUAAUAAUUUCCCAACUGAAGUUGCUUGUCACCAGCAAUGUCUUCAACCAGGCCGCAGUAAAGUAACCCAAGAAGUAUGUUCACUGGACAAAGAUCCCGGGCCUUGUCCGGGCUCUUUACUGCGUUGGUAUUACGAUGAAAAACGCCGGGCAUGUAGACAAUUUGUUUACGGUGGUUGUAAAGGCAACGGCAAUAAAUUCCGUACACACGCGGACUGCGAGCAACGUUGCCCGAUUCGAGAGCAAGACCUUUGUCUUCUACCCGCACUUCUUGGCGAGUGCCAUAAUUACACUCAACGGUGGUAUUAUGACUCGUUUGAGCAACGAUGCCGACAAUUCUUUUACGGCGGCUGUGGAGGCAACGAGAAUAACUUUAAUACUGAAGAAGACUGUUCUAAUAGAUGUGUUGCUUCUGUAACUAAGCCACCAGAUAGACCACAAAGCUUUUCUCCAGCAAUGUGUUUCCUUCCCGAUGAGCAUGGACCUUGUAAGAACGAGCAAGUGAAAUGGUUCUAUGACAGCAGAGACGGCAUUUGUAAGCAAUUCCGUUACGGUGGGUGUGCAAGCAAUGGAAAUAAAUUUGAAUCACGCGAAGAGUGUGAAUAUCGCUGCGGAGAAGUUCAAGACUUAUGUACAAUGCCGAAAGUUGUUGGACCAUGCAGUGGCUCGAUAAUUCAAUUUUACUACAACCACGAAACAGAUACCUGCGAAGAGUUUGAAUACAGCGAAUGCGGUGGUAACAAAAAUCGUUUCCCGGAUAAUGCAAGCUGUGAGAGUAAAUGUAAACGGAGACGACCACCACCGCCACCACCACCACCCGUACCAGAAUCACAGGCAUCAACAUCUAGACCAGACUCUGAUAUUCUUCCUAAUAGCCCUAUUUGCUUAGCUCCUGUUGAUGCCGGUCCAUGUAAUUCUGAAAUUACUGCUUACUAUUACGACCCUCAAACCCAGGCAUGUCAAGCUUUCAUUUACGGUGGAUGUGAAGGCAACGCCAAUAGAUUCCAGAGUGAAGAGCAGUGUGAAAGACUUUGCGGUCGUUUUCAGGGUCAAGACUCCUGUAACCUUCCAUCAGAUGCUGGACCGUGUAGAGGCAAUUUUAUAAAAUACUUUUACGAUCCAAAUGCUCGCGCUUGUCGUCAAUUCUAUUACAGUGGUUGCGACGGAAACGCAAACAGAUUUAGCACAGUUCUCGAGUGCGAAUCUGUUUGUUUACACCGCGAAGAACCAACGCCCGCUGGCAACAAUACUGGACUCUCUCACUUUGCUAUUUGCCGGGAGCCGGUGGAUGUUGGAACAUGUCCAACUGGUAAUUACAAAAGAUUUUAUUUCGACGAAGAACGUCGCACUUGCAUGGCAUUUGUUUAUACUGGUUGUGGUGGAAAUCGUAACAGAUUCAAGACUUUUGAGUCUUGUAUGCACACGUGCUACAGAGCGAGCAACGAAAUAGAAGACGUAGAUAAUAGAAAUGUGUCCAAAGACCCAUGCGUCGAAGCGAAGGACGAAUGCAAUACAGUUCAAUGUCCUUACGGCAAAGAAGCUUACGUUGACGAUCAAGAUUGUGAGCGCUGUCGAUGUGCUGAUCCUUGUAGAAGUGUUAAUUGUCCAGAGGGAUCUAGAUGUUCGAUAACUUUGGCAGCUUCGGCUGAUCAAGGGACAGAAUACAGAGCAGUUUGUCGAACAAUUACCAAGCCAGGUCGCUGUCCAACAGUAUCGUACAGUACAAGGUGUGAAAAAGAGUGUGAAACAGAUGCGGAAUGCCCUGGUGAACAUAAAUGUUGCGACAAUGGAUGCGGUACAUCGUGUUUAGAGCCUGCGUCUGAAGAACCUCUCGUAACACCACCGCCGACUUAUAAUCUGACAGCACCACCUUAUGGAGCUGAGCCAGCUGCUAUUCAACAACCGACAGAACCGCAUGUAAGCGGUGAAGAGGGUGGAUACGUCAGUAUGAAGUGUAUUGCUACAGGAAAUCCUACGCCCAUUAUCACGUGGAGAAAAGAUGCUACGGUGAUUAAUCCCGCAGAGAAGAGACGACGAAUAUUGCUAGAUGGAACAUUAGAAAUUAUAAACUUGUAUAGUUACGACAGAGGAACAUACAUUUGUUUCGCUGACAAUGGACUCGCGCCACCCGUUAAGACUGAAUAUCAAUUAGAAGUCACAGAACCUCAUGAGCGUCAAGCGGCUAUUGUCGGUGAACCAAAUACUUAUGUAACAGUAACAAUGAACUCACCGACGACUCUUUAUUGCUAUGCAAUGGGCUGGCCACGUCCUUUUGUAACCUGGUGGCACGGAGAUCGUAUGCUUCCACUAUCUUCUGAUCACUAUGAGCAAGAUUCUGAGUACACGUUAUUAAUUCGCUCUGUAACUCUAACAAAUCUCGGUGUCUAUACUUGUCAAGCUUACAACGGUAUCCAACGGCCUUCCUCAUGGUCUGUGACACUCCAAGCGAUAGGACCGGUCUAUAAUGUUAAGCCAGAAUAUCAGGAGUAUACUAAAUACCUUGUUGAGCCUCCUAAGCGGCCUAACAACACUGAUAACAGACCCCAGUACCCAUACAGACCAUCACGAACUCAAGCUCCUCAUUAUAACCAAACUUACGUUCCUAUUCGUACUACUCGUCCUACUCCUAGGCCAUACAUUCCUGCUGUAAUUCCUAUCACUGAACCUCCACCAGAGCCAUCUCAAUUGAAAGUACCAGUUGUUGUCAAUGUAACAUCAUCAGGGAAUAAAUUCCCAGUAGGAAGUGAUUUCAGUAUUGCUUGUACUGUUGACGGUUAUCCGAUUCCUCAAGUACUCUGGUACAAGGAUAAUGAAAUACUUAGAACAGAUGGACGAAUUUCUAUUUCUGAAACAAACAGGCUUAUGAUUACGAACGCUGGUUACAAUGAUACUGGAAAAUAUCGUUGUGAAGCUUAUAAUGGUUAUUCAAAUGAUUCAGCUGAAAUAGACAUUGCUGUUGAAGGCACACAUAUUGAUCCCGAGUGUCAGGAUAAUACAUUCUUCGCUCGAUGUGACUUGAUAGUAAUUGCUAAAUAUUGUCAACAUAAGUAUUACGCUAAAUUCUGUUGUAGAUCAUGUACUGAAGCAGGACAACUGCCUCCGGCAAAUCUUUAUCUCAAAGAUUCAGCUCGAAGAAAAAAAAGAUCAUUUAGGAGUAUUUUCUAAGCAAGUGCACGAGUCAUUUCUUAAAUAAAAGAAAAAUAGUUAAUAUUAAUAAUGAUAAUAGUUAUAAUGACAACAGAAUUAAAAUUACUCCAUUAUGCCUGUUUAAAUCGAGACAAACCAUUAAUUUAUAUUUAAUUAUUAAAUGUAAAUGUCUCGAAGGCUAAAUCGAAUCCAAUCGAGUCUCGUUCACUGCCAAAGCCUUAGAACGUUUAUGCAUAGAUACUUAUGGAGUACGAAUUAUAAUAAUAAUUAAAAUAAUCUAAAGAUGACCACAGUAUCCAUGUAAACACGAUCUGAAGCUAAUUAACUAGUCGUUAAGGAACUGCGUGUCAGUACUCUUAAGUCAUCCACUUCUGUACAAUUAUGAAACAUUCUUAAUAUUAUUUUAAUAUUAUUAUCAUUAAUAUUUUUAUAAUUAUAAUUUUGUAAGUAGAU